CCCCCUUCCCCGCAUGUAUUAUCGCUUACUCAGAGUUUUUCCUAUUCUUUCUUGACCUUGGCCCCAGCCUUUCGGGGCGUGUUAACCUUCGGGUGAAACAACGCGUAGGCCUACGUUGUUGCGAGACAUCGUGUCUGUGUUUCUCUGUGCUUGUCUCCGUGUGUGUGUGCGUGUGUGUAUGUGUGUGUAUGUGUGUGUGUGUGUGUUAAAGCGCACAGCAGUCCACCAGCGAGCCGUGACAUUUGUUGUUACCGGAGAUAACGCACGCACGUUGGAGACCGUUCUUGUAUUACGUAGCACUGGCUCUCAUACGUAAACUCCUGACCAGCGAGUGACGGCGCAUGUGUUGAAAUCCUCUAUCUCCUCUUGUCUGGACGACAACUUCGCCAGCACAGUUUGCAGACAACUGACUUCUCCGAUUCCAGUUUACAGUCUUCUGCUGUCAGAAUCACAAACCCCACCGGGAAAAUACUUCUAAAGAACUCUUGGCUUAACUGUUUGUUGAUCAAAAUAACGAAAUAACGGUGUAAUUUUUCUGUAAUAUCUUUAACAAAAAACACUGCAGGUAGAAGGGUGGACAACAAUGGCUUUCACAACGUGUACUCUCAGCGUGAUUCUCAUACUAGCUUCCCUCCCUUGGCACGCCAGUUGCCAGAAAAACGAUCAGCUCAAAAUGGCGGAAGAAGCGGCGGGAAAGCUGAUUCAGUUUUACGCCGAUUCCACGGGAGGUACGGUCGACGGUUUGACAGCCCAGGACUUUGCGUCCUUCCUACAGAGCGUCACGCAGCAUUCCAGAGACUACAUCGAAUUCGUCAGUGGCGACUGCGAGUCGAACCUCACCAGUUGCGAUUGGAAGGCUGAGCCUGGGGCUAUGGCAUCGGGUUUGUGACAGUCGUAGCCAUCAUCUCCAACAUCGGCGUGUGUAUGGGACCCAUCAUGCACAAGAGGUACUUCAAGAGACUUCUGCAGUUCCUGGUGGCCAUGGGGGCUGGCUCCCUGGCGGCUACUGGCUUGCUGGUAUUGAUUCCUGAGAAAAAGAACAGAGAUCUAUCUUUGCCUGAGAACGGGGGGAAAGAACUGCUGGCCAGAGAGAACGAUCAUGGACACAGCCAUAGCCUGACGGACGGGCUGUCUCUGGAUGAGCAGACCAGCAGGACCACCUUGGCCUGGAUGGUGAUGGCGGGAGAUGUGAUCCACAACUUCGUGGACGGGCUCGCCAUAGGAGCUGGCUUCACGGAGGACCUCAACGUAGGGAUCAGUGUGUCGCUCGCCGUGCUGUGUGAGGAACUUCCUCAUGAGUUGGCUUCCAGAGAUGAGCUCCCAGCUGGACAGCCUCAUGGCCCGUGGGGGGUCAGAGGCCAAGGUCAUGGCCGCUCUACACAUCUGUGGCUUGAUCAUCGGUGCUCUCGUUAUUGUUUUCAUCGUCAACAUCAGCGGCUACAUCGAAGUUUAAAACAAAUGCUAGAUGUGUAUAAGGUUACAAAAGAUUACCAGCAGUGCUUUUAUGUUAAAGUUUAGUUGUGGAGAAGUAAUUAAGGCCGAGCAUUGCUGUUAUGGUGAAGUUGAGUAAUGAAGAGGUAAAAACACAGGCGUCUGUAGUGUAGCGGUUAGGCGCUUCACUGUCACGCGCAGGAGACCCGAGUUCGAUUCUCGACAGGGGAGAAGAGUUUUAUCGAGUGUAUCGGUCUUCCUCUGCUGUGCUGCUGUAUCUCCUUCUGCCCGAGUUGGCCCUGACAGGCAGGGUCGGAAGUUUUUCCUUCUGAAUUAAAUGAUUUAUUUUGGGUCGAGAGGGCGUACGAAACGCCUGCUUUGAAAAAGAGGUUAAAGUUUAUUUAUAGUGAAGUUUAGUAAUGAAAAUUUGAAGACCGGGCAUUGCUUUUAUAAUGAAA
This is a messenger RNA of Aplysia californica (California sea hare), 1889 nucleotides long. Its product is annotated as metal cation symporter ZIP14. Gene Ontology annotation, cellular component: membrane. Gene Ontology annotation, biological process: zinc ion import across plasma membrane; intracellular zinc ion homeostasis. The record is from RefSeq and is a predicted model, not a curated record. Gene Ontology annotation, molecular function: zinc ion transmembrane transporter activity. NCBI's taxonomy places the organism in Eukaryota, Metazoa, Mollusca, Gastropoda, Aplysiida, Aplysiidae.